This is a messenger RNA of Lontra canadensis (Northern American river otter), 1230 nucleotides long. It is a transcript of the gene TYW5, whose product is annotated as tRNA-yW synthesizing protein 5. The transcript is spliced from 8 exons. The record is from RefSeq and is a predicted model, not a curated record. NCBI's taxonomy places the organism in Eukaryota, Metazoa, Chordata, Mammalia, Carnivora, Mustelidae. Bases 46 to 993 code for a protein of 315 amino acids. Gene Ontology annotation, molecular function: tRNA binding; 2-oxoglutarate-dependent dioxygenase activity. Gene Ontology annotation, biological process: wybutosine biosynthetic process.
AGGCCGGGGUUUCCCGGACUUGCAAGAGGACUGGCGUGAGCCACCAUGGCCUGGCAGAGUAUCCCGGUGCCUCGGCUUGAGGGCGUUUCGCAGGAACAGUUCGUGCAGCACCUCUACCCACAGAGAAAACCCCUGGUGUUGGAAGGAAUUGACUUGGGGGCAUGUACAAGCAAAUGGACAGUGGAUUACCUGAGCCAGGUUGGAGGGAGAAAAGAAGUAAAGGUUCAUGUCGCCGCAGUUGCCCAGAUGGACUUCAUUAGUAAGAACUUUGUGUAUAGAACUUUACCUUUUGAUAAGUUGGUUCAGAGGGCAGCUGAAGAAAAGCAUGAAGAAUUCUUUAUUUCAGAGGAUGAGAAGUACUACCUACGGUCGCUUGGGGAAGACCCUAGAAAGGAUGUUGCAGAUAUCAGAAAGCAGUUUCCUUUGCUGGAAGGAGAUAUUAAGUUUCCAAAAUUUUUCAAGGAGGAGCAGUUCUUCUCCAGUGUUUUUCGAAUUAGCUCACCAGGAUUACAACUUUGGACCCACUAUGAUGUCAUGGAUAACUUCUUAAUACAAGUGACAGGAAAAAAGCGUGUUGUGCUCUUCAGUCCUCGAGAUGCCCAGUAUUUAUAUUUAUCAGGUACUAAAUCAGAAGUGCUGGAUAUAGAUAACCCAGACUUAACUAAAUAUCCACUGUUUUCCAAGGCUAGAAGGUAUGAAUGUUCCCUGAAAGCUGGAGAUGUAUUAUUCAUUCCUGCUUUAUGGUUCCAUAACGUGAUUUCUGAAGAGUUUGGAGUGGGAGUGAAUAUCUUUUGGAAGCACCUUCCAUCUGAAUGCUAUGACAAAACAGAUACCUAUGGAAACAAAGAUCCUACAGCAGCAUCAAGAGCUGCACAAAUUUUGGACAGAGCUUUAAAAACACUGGCUGGAUUACCAGAGGAAUACAGGGACUUCUAUGCACGGCGAAUGGUCUUACACAUUCAAGAUAAAGCCUAUAGCCGAAACUUUGAGUAAAUAAUGAAGUGGAUGCCAUGAAUACAAACUUGUAAAUACAGUUCAGCUCAAAUACUGGAAAAAUAUCACCACAUAUAAAUUAUUUUUUUAGAAGAUUCAUUCCUUGUUAAAAUAGGAAGGAAAAGCCCGAGAUUUGUAGAUUAAAUAAAUAUGAAUUGGUGUUUAUGUGGCUUCUAUUUAAUACAGAUUGUUAUGGUUCAGACUGCUAUCCUUGCUGGGACCACUCGAGCUUUCAGA